This is a messenger RNA of Xiphophorus maculatus (southern platyfish), 851 nucleotides long. RefSeq names its product zona pellucida sperm-binding protein 3-like. Lineage: Eukaryota; Metazoa; Chordata; Actinopteri; Cyprinodontiformes; Poeciliidae. The transcript has 9 exons. Gene Ontology annotation, cellular component: extracellular matrix. Gene Ontology annotation, biological process: binding of sperm to zona pellucida; positive regulation of acrosome reaction; egg coat formation. Bases 1 to 726 code for a protein of 241 amino acids. The record is from RefSeq and is a predicted model, not a curated record. Gene Ontology annotation, molecular function: acrosin binding.
AUGGUUCGAGGGCAAACCAUUGUCAUACCUGUAGAAUGCCAUUAUAAAAGGAAGCAGAGAGUCCAUGGAGAACCAAUAGCACCAACCUGGGUUCCAAUGACUUCUACCAUUGGGGCUUUUGACCUUCUACAUUUCUCCCUUUCCAUAAUGACAAAAAGCUGCACCUCUCAUCGCAGUUCCUCAGUUUACCAGCAGGGGGAAGCAGGGUUUUUGGAGGCCCGUGUAGAGGUGCCGCUGCAUCCUUCCCUCACUCUUUAUGUUGACUCCUGUGUUGCUACACUGAAGCCAGACCUUCUCUCACGGCCGAGAUACAAGUUUAUCUCCAACCAUGGAUGCAUGAUGGACAGUUUACUGCCAGAUUCUUCCUCCAGAUUCCUGCUUCGGGAUCAAGCUAACAGACUUUGCUUCAGCUUCAAAAUGUUUAAUUUCAACCAAACAUCUCCAGAGCAGAUGUUCAUAAGCUGCCAUCUUAGAGCCACUUUGAAACAAAAGUCUCCAAGCCGUCAUAAUAAAGCCUGUUUCUUCCACAAACCCAAAUUCAGAUGGCGGUCCAUAGAGGGAGACAGCGCUCUGUGUGAAUGCUGCAACACUGACUGCUCAGGACUGGCUGGAGUGAAGAACCACGGCCAUCCAGAGACAGAUGAGACGUUUGAGGCCCGCAGGACAGCUGGACCUCUUCAUGUUGUGCAUCAAGCCUACUGGACCGGAGAGCUUUCAGUCAGUUGAAAAAACUACUCCAGAUCCAGAGUUUGGUUGGUUUUGAGGAUCCCAGAUUGAACAACCUUCCCUCAUUCCCAACCAGGAGUCAGUGAGACUGGACACCCCCAGCCCCCGCAUCCCUCACCUCCCAC